CGUUUGGACGGAGCGGAGCGCAUGCAGCGCCCGGCCCCGGCUGCCCGCCCGCCUGCCCGCCUGCCUGCUGCUGCUGCUCGUCUGGCUGACUGGCUGCGUUGACGUCAGCACCGUGUUGAUUUGCUGAGGCGAGAGAAGAAAGGAGUUAGUGCGUGUUGAGAGAGCGGGUACUGCGAACUGCCUUACUAUGCUGUAGCCCCAACCCCCGUGCACUUCACGGAGUCAAAACGUGCAACUUAGCGCCGCUCUCCGCUCGCUGCGCCUGUCCUCGCUCAACCUUGCCGCUGAAGUUGCCAGCGGACGCCACUUGGGCUCAGCCAAGUUGGAGAGUUCUGGCUGGGAACAAGUGUGUACCGGAUCGCGCUGCAAGGUUUCAACUUGUUUACAAAGACGGUCAAAAGCUCUCCUGAACGGGGGAAGGCGAGCCUCAUGAGUCGGCCUCGAGUAUUGCAUCGACAAAAUGGAUUUAAGUAAAAUGGGUGUGAUUCAGCUCCAGAACCCCAACCAUCCCACCGCCCUGCUGCAGAAGGCCAACCAGAUGCGCCUGGCCGGGACUCUUUGUGAUGUGAUCAUCAUGGUGGACAGCCAAGAGUUUCAUGCUCACCGGACUGUGCUAGCCUGCACCAGCAAAAUGUUUGAAAUCCUCUUCCACCGCAGCAGCCAGCAUUACACCCUGGACUUUCUUUCACCAAAGACUUUUCAGCAGAUUUUGGAGUAUGCUUACACUGCCACGCUCCAGGCCAAGGUGGAGGACUUGGAUGAUCUUCUGUAUGCAGCUGAGAUCCUGGAGAUCGAGUAUUUAGAAGAACAAUGCCUAAAGAUUCUGGAGACCAUCCAGUCCUCGGACGAGAACGACGUGGAGGUCAGCGCUAAUGAUGGCAGCACAGAGGAGGACGAGGAGCGCAAAGGCCAGAAUGGAGCCAAAAUCUCCAAAAAACAUUCCAUGGAGAGCUCCUACCUGUCAGGUACCCAACAGGCUCCCAACAUGUCCGGCGUAGUCGACCAGAGUCCCUCCGUCUCCACUUCCUUCAACGUCUCCAACCUGAGUCCCACCAAAGCCGCUGUCGACAGCCUGAUGAGCAUCGGCCAGUCUCUGCUGCAGCAGGGCUUCGCCGGAGAGCAGCUCAUCCAUGCUAACUCCCACCACCUGAUGUCUGAGAUCAAGACUGAAAACAUGCAGGUGGACAUGGGUGGAAAUGGCCACGAGAGCCCUAAGAACAUGGAGUCCAGCGCCUCCAGCAACGGAGAGCGAAGCGGCGAAGACAGGAACCGAGACGGCCCCGGAACCCCGACUAGGAGCAGCGUGAUCACCAGCGCCCGCGAACUGCACUACGUCCGCGACGACGGCAUGGGCGACCACCAGGCCGAAGUCAGUCAGAUGGGGCUGGAGGCGAUGGCGGGGAUGACGGAGAAACACUUGGCCUCACUGUACUCCUUACCCGUUAACCACAAAACAGACGCCAUGAUGUCCAUGCCGGUGUCCAUGGCCUCCGCUCUCCCCAUGUCUCCAGCCCUGGCUAUGUCCAUGGACUUCAGCACCUACGGGGGCCUCCUGCCGCAAAGCUUCAUCCAGAGAGAGUUCUUCAGCAAGCUGGGGGAGCUGGCAGUGGGCAUGAAACCGGACGGCAGGAACCAGCAUGAGCGAUGCAACGUUUGCGGCGCAGAGCUGCCAGAUAACGAAGCUGUGGAGCAGCACAGAAACAAGAAGUUUACCCCGGGGCCAGCGGCGAGCGAGAAAGAGAAGCGCCACCAUCUGCCAGAAGACUCCAACUUAAUCUGAGCGUAAUCUUUAAGUCAACCUUCCAUAUUAUCAGGCACGGACGGAGGAGAAAAAGCCACGCAGAGAUGUACAACAAGGGCGGCGGUCUCAAAGGCAUUCAUUUGCCAGAACAGAUUUAGUUAUUUUUACUUGGACAAAGGCAAGAGGGGUCAAAGGUCAGCCAGAGAGAACUUUACAGAUGAGGUGGGGUGCGUUGGCGGGUGGGGGGUGUAUGAGCUUCUUCUAUCCUCCACAGCACCACCACCACCACCUUUCACCCUCUUUGUCCUGACGGAACACAAAGGACCCUGUCAAACUGUAGUGGUCAGCAAACCACAGCCAAAGAUUUGAAUCUGGCUGGAGUCACCGACGUCGACCAAUCAGGAGAUGAAGGCGGUCGCUCAUCUUCCCAAAAAAUACUUUUAUGAAACACGUCUUAGUACAGUUCUAUGAUUCUUGCUCAUUUUUGGAGUGGUUUCUGAAAAUUAUGGAUCUUUUUGAAGAUUGAUUAUAGUGAUGCUCUGAUGCAUUAUUUAAAAAUGUAAUAAAAUACAUUUGUUUAUUAACAGGCAC
Molecule: messenger RNA, 2332 nt
Organism: Poecilia latipinna (sailfin molly)
Lineage: Eukaryota; Metazoa; Chordata; Actinopteri; Cyprinodontiformes; Poeciliidae
Product: zinc finger and BTB domain-containing protein 16-A-like
Exons: 4
Coding region: 461-1780 (439 amino acids)
Biological process (GO): regulation of transcription by RNA polymerase II
Molecular function (GO): RNA polymerase II cis-regulatory region sequence-specific DNA binding; protein binding; DNA-binding transcription factor activity, RNA polymerase II-specific
Source: RefSeq, a predicted model, not a curated record